This is a messenger RNA of Hibiscus syriacus, 1377 nucleotides long. RefSeq names its product telomere repeat-binding factor 2-like. Gene Ontology annotation, molecular function: double-stranded telomeric DNA binding. The coding region runs from base 137 to 1039 and encodes 300 amino acids. Gene Ontology annotation, biological process: nucleosome assembly. The transcript is spliced from 7 exons. The record is from RefSeq and is a predicted model, not a curated record. Gene Ontology annotation, cellular component: nucleosome. NCBI's taxonomy places the organism in Eukaryota, Viridiplantae, Streptophyta, Magnoliopsida, Malvales, Malvaceae.
UAUUCUUGUGGACAAAAAUAAAAUAAAAGUAUUCUCCAUUUCUACUUUUUCUCCAUCAGUUCUUUGUUUUGUAGUAGAAAUUUCUCGACAAAAAAAUAACCAUGCUCCGCGCGUUUCUCCGAUCAGGAAUCUGUUAAUGGGUGCCCCUAAGCAGAAAUGGACAGCGGAAGAAGAAGCUGCUCUCAAGGCAGGAGUUCUUAAGCAUGGUACUGGUAAAUGGCGCAAUAUACUUUCAGAUCCUGAGUUUAGUUCUGUCUUGUGUUCACGCUCAAAUGUGGAUCUCAAGGAUAAAUGGAGAAAUAUAAAUGCAACGGCCAUAUGGGGAUCGAGGCAAAAGGCCAAGCUUGCUCUUAAAAGAAAUCAGUUGGCCACUAAACUUGAUGAUAAUCCAGUGGCUCUAAUCACUGUACUUCCUAGAGAAGAGGUCGUUGAUGCUCAGCCGCUCGCAGUUUCUAGUGGAACACCAAGGGAAACAGGUCCCAAGAAACCAAUUCCAAGGCUAGACAAUAUUUUACUAGAGGCUAUCACCAUUUUGAAAGAACCAGGCGGUUCUGACAGUGCUUCAAUUGCUGUAUACAUAGAGGCGAAAUAUGCUGCUCCACCAAACCUCAAGAAGCUAAUGGCAACUCAAUUAAAGGGGUUGGUAGCAAACGGGACAUUGAUAAAGGUAAAGCACAAGUACACGAUUGCACCGCAAUCAACUAUUUCUGAAGCAAGGAAAUCUCCUCUGCUUCUUUUGGAAGGAAGGCAGAAAGAUUCUGCAAAAGCAAAGAAGAAAGGCAUCGGCAUUCUUAAUAAAACCCAAGUUGAUGCAGAUUUGUUGAAAAUGAGGAAUAUGACUGCUGAAGAAGCCGCUGCAGCUGCAGCACAAGCAGUUGCAGAGGCAGAAGUUGCAAUCGCAGAAGCUGAAAAGGCAGCAAGAGAGGCAGAAGUGGCAGAAGCUGAAGCAGAAGCAGCAAAAGUUUUUGCUAAAGCAGCUGAGAAAGCAUUGAAGUCCAGGAUGCUAGAUACCUGUUGCGAACUUGUGCAGAUGGUAUGAGUGGAUAUUCACCAUUUGGUCUUAGUUCAUUGCUGGAACCAUGCACCAGACUCAACAUCAUGCUGGCCUGGUAUAUGGACCACGAUCUUGUCUGUAACUGUAAAUAUAUUAGGCUUGUAAAGAAGAGAAUGGGAGAUUAAUCCAUUAAGUGCUUCGUUUUUAUGAACAUUUGGUAAAUGAGCUUAGAGUUUUUAGGGAUUCUAUAACUUUAUCAUCAAGUAAAAGAGUACAGAUAUAGCAAAAAGAAACAGAGAUAGGCAUUUAUGAUGCCACGCUUUGAGAUGUGAUUUGUCUCGUCUGCAAGCCUACGAUUGAACUGCCGUUUUGUAAGUGGGUGU